Molecule: messenger RNA, 345 nt
Organism: Micromonas pusilla CCMP1545
Lineage: Eukaryota; Viridiplantae; Chlorophyta; Mamiellophyceae; Mamiellales; Mamiellaceae
Exons: 1
Coding region: 1-345 (114 amino acids)
Source: RefSeq, a predicted model, not a curated record
AUGCGUCUCCGCGCGCGUUCCCUCGCGCUCGCGCUCGUCGUCGGCGUCGCCGCGUGCGGCGCCGCCCCCGCGCUCGCGGCGCACGACUCGGCCGCGUCGACGUCGUCGACGUCGCUCGACGACCGCGGCGGCGGCGGCGGCGAGGCGAAGGCGAAGGCGCAAGCGAGCGGCGACCCGCCGUGCCUGGCCAUCGACUACUCGAACAUCGGCCAGCUCCGGGAGCCGUGCGAGGACCCCGCGCUCGCGUGCGACGACGCCAACGGCUGCGUGUGCGUCUCGUCGCGCCGUCGCGCGCGCGUUUCCGCGUCGUCUCGCGGCGAAGGGCCGACCCGAGCGUCGGACUGA